Messenger RNA from Electrophorus electricus (electric eel), 1983 nucleotides. RefSeq names its product eukaryotic translation elongation factor 1 epsilon 1 (gene eef1e1). The record is from RefSeq and is a predicted model, not a curated record. Gene Ontology annotation, cellular component: nucleus; aminoacyl-tRNA synthetase multienzyme complex; cytoplasm. Gene Ontology annotation, biological process: positive regulation of DNA damage response, signal transduction by p53 class mediator. Lineage: Eukaryota; Metazoa; Chordata; Actinopteri; Gymnotiformes; Gymnotidae.
UCUGCGUUUAUACUGCGUUCCCGUUUCAGCAAAGAUGGCGUUGAAAGAACUGUCCUCGUUGGAGAAAUGUCUUGGCUUGAAAAAGCCGAAUAAAUACAGCACUCAGGGAGAAAAGAAGGUUCCUGUUUUGCAGAACAACCAAGGCUCAGCUUUGGUUGGUCUGGUAACCAUAGCCUCCCACCUUGUCUGCGAGGCCCAGAGGACAGAGCUACUGGGCGACUCGGCUGAGCAGAGAGCGGUUGUCCAGCAGUGGCUGGAGUAUAGAGUAACACGACUGGAUGGCUGUUCUAAAGAUGAGGUCAAGGUCAUACUCAAGGAGUUGAACCAGUACCUAGAGGAUAAGGUGUACAUGGCUGGGAAUUGCUUCACCCUGGCAGAUGCUCUGAUGUACUAUGGCAUCCACCACAUCGUUAUGGAGCUUGCAGUAGAGGAGAAAGAGAGGUACUUGAAUGUAACCCGAUGGUUUGACCACAUUCAGCACUACCCAGGAGUGCGUCACCACCUCCCCCCUGUGGUGGUCCUGAGGAACAGAGUGUAUCCCAGCAGCCAGCACUGACCCCGUGUCCCCAGCCCCACCCCUAACCACUGUACCAGGUCAAGGAAGCCUGCCCUGUGGUCCCCAUCUUCAUCCCUUAGUCCUCUCUGGUCUGCCCCUCUGCAGGUCAGGUCGGAAGUACUGAAGCCUAAACCUGACAAAACACCAUAGGCGUUACUGGUCAUCAGGACAAGAGAAACGGACCAGUGUUGUUAACCUCUUUAACUUUUUUUGUGGUGGUGGUUUGGUUUUGGUUUUGUAUGUGUAUGUACGAGUUGGGCAGUGGGGAUGAGUGAUCACUUUUAACUUGUGUGGUAGUGUGAGAAGUGUAUUUAUGAGCAGUAUACAUCAUACUUCAGUAUGAGGUAGACAUCUCUGCUGAUGGCAAAGGCAAAAUGGACUGUUUACACAACUGUAUAUUCAUAAUUUGACUUAACUAAGACCUAAUAACUCCUUUGAAGGCAUGAGCAAGUUGCUGGUAGUUUAAAUGAAGCAGAACCCACAUGUAUACGCGCUGUCGGUGCCUGGCUCAGCCCUAACCUUGAAUAUCCUUUAGUCCCUUGUUUUCUGUCUCACUCUUCCUGUUCUCCCUCUUUCUCCUGUUGACUUCUCCUUGUCUCCCUCCCUCUGUCUGACCUGCAGCAGCGGUUGUGUGGGCAGUGUGGGGCGCGGAGCCAGCCUUGGCAUGUUUGUGCUGUGGGGCAGAGAGGGCAGGCUACCAGCUGCAGAGGCCGAGGCAGCUCCACUCCUCCCCUCCCCUCUCCUCCACAGCCAGCUGCCAGGAGCGGCAACCGCGCACCGCCUGCCGUUUCACCCACAGUACCAACCCCCCCUCGCCCUGGUUUGGGAAAUCCAUCUAGGCACAGCACUGCUGCAGUUAUUCAGCUCUCUCCAAGUGGAGUCAGGCUGAAGCACUAGCUUGAUCGCAGGGUUAACCAUGUCAGAAUGAUAGUUGGGGGGGGGGCCCAUCCUAAUAAAGAUGCCUUCAUUUGAGGAGCUGUUAUGUAUGAAGUUGCCUAUCUCAAAGUAAAAACAUGGUUGAGAAGUCAAAAAUGCAUUCUGGGACACGCGGUUCACAGACAGAAGGAGGUGGUUCAUCUUCUAUGAGCCGCAUGUAUGUGAGAGAAUGCCUGAUGUAUGAGAUCUAAGCCUUGCUUUUUGGCUGUGCACAAAAUGUGGCCCGGCUGGUUUGGAGCCUCUCUGUCCACAGCCUUUGUGGUAGCAAAUCCUCCCAUAAUGAAAGUUUGGGGGAAAGCAGCUCUGUUGUGCGUACCCCCUGUCUGAUGUGUGUAUGCUGACAAACAUCCCUCUGUCCUGAUUUUUAUUGUAUUUCCCCUCUCAUAAGCUUCCUUUUAUGAAACAGCUGCGGCUGUCAAGCCGAAGUUUGUUAUUUAAUGUCAACAGAAGCUUGUCUUGUGCCAAUAAACGAACGGAAAAGGGAAACAUCA